UCAAGACUGAAGACUUUGCUUUUUACUGCUGCUUUUAAUUAAAUUAAACCUUUCACUGCACUGUAACGUCCGGUUUUCAUUGUCUUUGUUUUCAGAUAUUCAGUGCCCUGCACUGUAGAUUUUACUGUCCUAUUUUACCCUGUUUUUAAAAUGUGUAGUUUUAUUUUUUCAAUUUCCCUUUGUUGUUUUUAUGUUUAAUGUAAAGCACUUUGAAUUGCCUUGUUGAUGAAAUGUGCUAUACAAAUAAACUUGCUUUGCCUUACAGAGUGAGUCAACGAGAAUCGGGGGACAUCCCGCAGGUAGCAACAGACGAAAGAGCACAGGGAAGACCAGGAGGCCGCCGUACAGAUGUCAUCCACUGUGCAACGCCACUCGUGGAGUGCGCCCUGAUGGCGUCCAGGGGACACACAGGCCUGUGGGAUAGCCUCGCACAGACAGUGAUACAGGUGCUGCGAACAGGCGCUGUGAAGGCGCCAGGUGGCCGUGCGCGCUACAUAGCAGAAAAGCGUGCGCACCGGGCGGAGGAGGUGAGAUGUAGCUUCAUCCUCAGACCCAUGGGGGGGAGGAAAGAAGCCGGGAGGGUAAUCACCUGUGAUCAGAAGGAGCUGGUGAUGCUCUGAGGCGUGAAAGCAGUAUUAGGACAGCAGAGCUGCCGUCACCCUGGAUCAGGAGACACGGCGGAGCCACAGAGAGGGCAGCCAGAUCGCUGACCCUCUUGGCCGACGUCAGAGCCACGAGUAGAGUGACCUUAGUCGAAAGGAACCGCAGAGCCGCUGUAUCCAAGGGCUCGAAAGGCGCUUGGGUCAGGACCCGUAAAACUGCACCUCCUUCAGGAAACGCUUCACCAGCAGUUUUUGCGUCGGUGAUUAUUCUACCGAAGCUGAAGCACCGAUGUAGUUCCCCGGUUAAUCUGGUCUGAAGUUAAUAAAACAUGAGCCAGUCACCGGCUGAGCCUCGACCAAAGAUUGAAACAUGGACCAAAGAAGACGUCCACCAGUGGCUGAUGGCCGAGGUCAAAGUUAAUCGGAGUUGUGCAGACUUAUUUGUUGAAGAGGACGUGUCAGGAGAAGUUCUAUUUGCUCACCAAAAGAAAGAUAUUUUAGAUUUAGGAGUAAAACAUGGUCCUGCUGUCAAAAUCACAUCUUAUCUAGAAAAAAUGAAGACAGGAUCACAACAUGAGUCAGAGUUCCCAGCUGGUGUGAAAAACUGGACAAAGGAGCAAGUGGCCGAGUGGUUACUGCAGCACGGGAAGGUCGAUGGCAGGAAGGCAGAACGAUUCAAAGAGGAAGACGUGUCUGGAGAUUGCCUCGUUUGCUUCGGGAAGCAGGAUUUCCUGGAUCUGGAGCUGAAAAAGGGUCCUGCUGUAAAGAUUCUGAAAGAGCUGGAUCAACUGAAAAAUAAACCAGAGCCGACACCGUGUCGCGUCCUUCCUAUCAGCACAGCGCAAAAUGAAUCUCUGCAGAAAAAUCUGCCUCCGGAGAAACCUCCAAAACAGAAGAAAACUCCUAAAGAGGUGGAGGCACUAACGCCACAAGGGAAGACAAAAGAAACAGCUGAGAACCCGUCUGUGGUAAUUAAAACCACCCUGGAUAAACUGGGAAGAAAUAAACUAAAAUCUUUUAAAUUCCACCUCAGAAAUUACAACAAGGAAGGCUAUAACUCUGUUCCUCAGAGCAAACUGGAGGAUAAAGACACGGUGGACAUCGCUACCUUACUGACCGCUCACUAUGGCUGCGAGGACGCUUUACAGGUCACACGAGACAUUCUAAAGAAAAUAAAUCAGCGUGAUCUUGGUUCGCAGCUUGAGAGCACGAUUGGAGUGAAGGAGAUUCGCGCAAGUUCUACUGAAAGUGAGGAGGAAACGGACGAGUCAGAGACGCCUCCAAGAACAAAUCGUAAAAAACGGAAGAAAAAGAAAAAAAAGAUCUUGUCUUUGUUUCAUAAAUGUCAAAGUACAUUUACCGUCCUGCUUUGACCAAUCAUCCUUACACUGUGGUGGCAGCCAAACGUUAGAAGGAGAGGAGCUUGAUUUGAACUCUCACAGCCCAAAAUUGUUCAAUAAUAAAUAAGUAAAUAAGCUAAUAAAGUCAUAGAACAGUAAUUAAUGCUAGAAUAUUUUAUAUUUUGAAACCUGCAUCAUUUAUGUUUGCAAGCUAGAAGUCUUAGUUUGCAGACCCCAGGAAGGAUAGCUGUUGCUUCGGCUACAGGGAUCUAAUAAAUGAAAUCGGACCCUCGAGGGGCAUAUGCCCCCUUUUGUAGAUUUUAUAGUUAAAUGCAUUAAUCUGGGGCCGUAUUACAGGAAGUCUUAAGUAAAGACAGGAAGAGUCUAAGAUAGGAUUUUUCUCUAACUUUUUAUUUUUUUAUUUUUAACUAACUUUAGGAAUCCUGUCUUAGAGGUGUUUGUAACCUGCGUCGAGAAAUCCAAAUAACGCUUAACUCUGGAGAUUAAAGAGAGAGAGUGGGCUAAAAUAGCAGACGCACUCUCCGCCGCAUAUCUGGCGUCCAGCGGAGCGUUGAUGCUGCCAAACACAAGUAGAAGAAGAAGAAGUCCAUUGACAGUGAUAUGAAGACACGGGCCACUGUAGUGUCCACAGAGCAGAUGAAACCGCUGGUGCUCAUCAGUGACCCCGGCAGAAGACUACUUUUCUCGGGAAAGUUAAUAAUGACAGUAAAAAAAAAAAAAGGCUAAUAAUAAUAAAGGCUGCUGCUAACGUCA
Micropterus salmoides (largemouth bass) is the source of this 2716-nucleotide messenger RNA. RefSeq lists its product as uncharacterized. The coding region runs from base 932 to 1975 and encodes 347 amino acids. Gene Ontology annotation, cellular component: cytoplasm. Gene Ontology annotation, molecular function: protein binding. The record is from RefSeq and is a predicted model, not a curated record. Lineage: Eukaryota; Metazoa; Chordata; Actinopteri; Centrarchiformes; Centrarchidae. The transcript has 5 exons.